GACUCAUUCUGAAAGGAAAUUGCACCUCUUACACAGUUCAUUUGGAUGGGUGUGAUGACAUGGAAAACAGCACAUUUUAUUAGUCUCCCCAAAUCUUGAGGAAGAGAUGCUUCCGUGGUCCAACUAUCUCAGACAGAGCCUAUAUAAUAGGUUGCUGGUGAUUCUAUUGAUGACAAUCUACCAAGACUUAACAGGUGAGACAGGAGGUGUCCAGGCCUGGACAUAUAACUACAGCGUCAACCAGAAUCUGGACUGGGAUUCGGCCCGCCAGUGGUGCAGGCAGGACUACACGGACAUGGUGGCCAUCCAGAACCAGGAGGAGAUUGUCUAUCUCAACACCAUGCUCCCUAAGAACUCACAAUACUACUGGAUCGGCCUCCGCAAGGUGAAUGAGAUGUGGACCUGGACGGGGACUAACAAGACACUGACCAAAGAGGCGGAGAACUGGGCCAUCGGGGAGCCCAACAACAUAGGGGACGGACAGGACUGUGUGGAGAUCUACAUCAAAAGAGGAAAGGACGAAGCCAAGUGGAACGAUGAGAGAUGCACAAAAAAGAAGGGAGCCCUCUGCUACACAGCUUCUUGCUCAGAGCAUUGCUGCAGCGCCCAUGCAGAGUGUUUAGAGAACAUAGGGAACUACACCUGUCAGUGUGACCCUGGCUUCAAGGGCCCCCGGUGCCAAGAAGCCGUAGAGUGUGACACUGUGUCGGACCCAGAGCAGGGUUCAGUGAACUGUGACCAUCCUCAUGGGCUGUUUGCCUUCAACUCCUCUUGCCAGUUCCACUGUGCCCGGGGAUACCAGCUGCAGGGGGCAUCACAACUGCUCUGCCAGGCCACAGGGUUCUGGGACCACCCUGCCGCUCAGUGCCAAGUCAAACAGUGUCCAGCGCUGGACAGUGGUCCUCAUAGAGGGACUAUGAACUGCAGUAACCCCAUCGCCCUGCACAGUUAUAACUCCACCUGUGAAUUCAGCUGUGAUUUGGGGUUUGACCUAAUAGGACCAGACAGGAUUCAGUGUGACCACACAGGACAGUGGACAGGCAACGUCUCCACCUGCACAGUGGUGAGGUGUGGUCCCCUGUCCCCUCCUGCCAUGGGGAACAUGUCCUGUGUGGACCCCCUGGGGGCUUCCUCCUUCACCUCCUCCUGUGGGUUCUCCUGUGAGGAGGGCUACCUGCUGAGAGGAGACACCAACCUCACCUGUUUAUCUACUGGACAAUGGACCAACCACACACCUGCAUGUGAACCUCUGCAGUGCGACACCUUAACCUCUCCCCCGCAUGGCUCCCUGAACUGCUCUGGCCUCCAUGGUCAGUUCCACUACGGGUCCCAGUGUCUGUUCUCCUGUGAGGAGGGGUUCCUGCUGAACGGGUUGGCUGAUACAGAGUGCACCUCCCUGGGCACAUGGAGCAGGAGAGCCCCCCUCUGUCUGGUGGUGAGGUGUGGUCCCCUGUCCCCUCCUGCCAUGGGGAACAUGUCCUGUGUGGAUCCCCUGGGGGCUUCCUCCUUCACCUCCUCCUGUGGGUUCUCCUGUGAGGAGGGCUACCUGCUGAGAGGAGACACCAACCUCACCUGUUUAUCUACUGGACAAUGGACCAACCACACACCUGCAUGUGAACCUCUGCAGUGCGACAUCUUAACCUCUCCCCCGCAUGGCUCCCUGAACUGCUCUGGCCUCCAUGGUCAGUUCCACUACGGGUCCCAGUGUCUGUUCUCCUGUGAGGAGGGGUUCCUGCUGAACGGGUUGGCUGAUACAGAGUGCACCUCCCUGGGCACAUGGAGCAGGAGAGCCCCCCUCUGUCUGGUGGUGAGGUGUGGUCCCCUGUCCCCUCCUGCCAUGGGGAACAUGUCCUGUGUGGACCCCCUGGGGGCUUCCUCCUUCACCUCCUCCUGUGGGUUCUCCUGUGAGGAGGGCUACCUGCUGAGAGGAGACACCAACCUCACCUGUUUAUCUACUGGACAAUGGACCAACCACACACCUGCAUGUGAACCUCUGCAGUGCGACACCUUAACCUCUCCCCCGCAUGGCUCCCUGAACUGCUCUGGCCUCCAUGGUCAGUUCCACUACGGGUCCCAGUGUCUGUUCUCCUGUGAGGAGGGGUUCCUGCUGAACGGGUUGGCUGAUACAGAGUGCACCUCCCUGGGCACAUGGAGCAGGAGAGCCCCCCUCUGUCUGGUGGUGAGGUGUGUUCGCCUGUCCCCUCCUGCCAUGGGGAACAUGUCCUGUGUGGACCCCCUGGGGGAUUCCUCCUUCACCUCCUCCUGUGGGUUCUCCUGUGAGGAGGGCUACCUGCUGAGAGGAGACACCAACCUCACCUGUUUAUCUACUGGACAAUGGACCAACCACACACCUGCAUGUGAACCUCUGCAGUGCGACAUCUUAACCUCUCCCCCGCACGGCUCCAUGAACUGCUCUGGCCUCCAUGGUCAGUUCCACUACGGGUCCCAGUGUCUGUUCUCCUGUGAGGAGGGGUUCCUGCUGAACGGGUUGGCUGAUACAGAGUGCACCUCCCGGGGCACAUGGAGCAGGAGAGCCCCCCUCUGUCUGGCUCAGCAGUGCGACACCUUAACCUCUCCCCCGCAUGGCUCCCUGAACUGCUCUGGCCUCCAUGGUCAGUUCCACUACGGGUCCCAGUGUCUGUUCUCCUGUGAGGAGGGGUUCCUGCUGAACGGGUUGGCUGAUACAGAGUGCACCUCCCGGGGCACAUGGAGCAGGAGAGCCCCCCUCUGUCUGGUGGUGAGGUGUGUUCGCCUGUCCCCUCCUGCCAUGGGGAACAUGUCCUGUGUGGACCCCCUGGGGGCUUCCUCCUUCACCUCCUCCUGUGGGUUCUCCUGUGAGGAGGGCUACCUGCUGAGAGGAGACACCAACCUCACCUGUUUAUCUACUGGACAAUGGACCAACCACACACCUGCAUGUGAACUGGUCCAGUGUGAGAACCUAUUGCCCAGACAGACAUCUCCAGCACCCACUCCAUCCUCAACCCCACCACCAGCCCAGGGACCCUUCAUGAACUGCUCACACUACCUAGGGGAGUUUAGCUUCAGCUCUCUGUGCCUCUUCACCUGCAGCAAAGGUUACUAUCUGAACGGAACAGAAGAGCUGUCCUGCACCUCAGAGGGACAAUGGAGUGACCUUGUGCCCUCUUGCCAAAGAAACAUCAACUCUGUCCAAGAGUCCUCUAGGAUGCUGGUCUAUGCAGUGGUGGGAGCUGCCUCUGCUGCUGGGCUGUUACUACUGCUGGGUCUGGGCAUGCUGGCCGCAAAGAAGCUCCGCAAGAAAGGUGACUUCCACUUUGAUAACUCGUUAUGGGAGGAAAGAGAGAACCCUGCUUUUGAAAAUUCUUAAACAAGAAUGUGCUUAAUGACAUUGUACUGUAAAACAAGGUUUUGUCUAACAAAUUAAUUGCUUUCAAUGUAUUUAAAGGCAUCACUGUUCCUUCUAUACCUAUUUUUGUGUAUGGGCUGUUAAAGCUAAAAUAUAUCACUUUUGGGCGACCCGACCAGAUUCACGUAGAAAUGUGAGUUAUAGAUAUGUAAUUAUUGAAAAUAAGUCUAAGAAGCUGUUAUAUCUGUUCUAUGUAUACUAUUUCUAUGCUUCCCAUUCUUAAGUUUCGAUGGGGAGUCAGUAGAGGUUAAAGCUAAAAAUAUAUAACUUUUGGGCAACCCGACCAGAUUCACGUAGAAAUGUGAGUUAUAGAUAUGUAAUUAUUGAAAAUAAGUCUAAGAAGCUGUUAUAUCUGUUCUAUGUAUACUAUUUCUAUGCUUCCCAUUCUUAAGUUUUGUUUUUGGCAUCUUUUACUUUCUGGUUUUUGUACACCAGCUUCAAACAGUUGAAAAUUCUAUAUUUCUGGGCGAUUGAAAAUAUAUUUCACAGCGAUUUAGAUGGUACAAUGAUUCUCUACACUCUGUUUUGUGUAAAUUAGGAAAACUAUUAGAAUUUUAGCAACUAGGAAAUGGCGGAGUGAUUUCUGCAUAUUUCACCUUUUUAAUGGAUGUUAGAUGUGUAGGAUUUUAAUUUGACCCGUAUUGUCACAGCAAAAUAAUCUUGCAUCAACAGGAUUUGAACAUUUAGUCCAUUCACACUUUUCCGUGAUGUAAUGUUGCUUGAUCGGUGGUUAGGCUAUUAGCUGUCCGAAAUUGGGCUACAUUACAGUGCAAUAAUGUUAAUAUUAUGGUGUGUUAGUGGUUUUCAGUGAAUUUAUGUCCAUAGGACUCUGGUUAUUAGAACUAUUUAUCUGACAGUUUUUAGAUGUUCUGUUUGUACACUCACUGCUCGCAGGGUAGCAUUUUCAUCUCUUUGUAGUCAAUUACAUCAUCUCAGUAAAUUGUCCCUCUAAUACGGAGUUACAGUCAUGCUUAAAGGGACACAAAUGCCACUGAAUUACGAGCAAAAGAAUCCUGGUUGUGUUCAAUAGGGAAAUAAACACUGAACAAAAAUAUGAACGCAACAUGUAAAGGACAUAAAUUCGCAGGAAAAUUCUCAGCGACAACAGGUUGAUCAAAUGAAGAUCCCAUAUCUGAAUGUAGCUUGUAGUCAAACUCAUGGCUUUCUAUGUUUCUCAUCAUGUUCACUUGGACAAAUGUUGAAUUCAAUAUAUUGAGAUCAAUAGAAUGCAGAAUGUGCUGUAAAAAAAGUAUUUUAUUUUUAACGAAUAACAAAACAAAACAAUAUAUAUAUAUAUAUACUUAUUUUAUUUAUUUAAUUAACAAAAUUAUACCACACCCAAUUCCCCUGUGUGAAAAGUAAUUCCCCUUUACACUCAAUAACUGGUUGUGCCCCCUUUUAGCUGUAAUGACUCCAACCAAACACUUCCUGUAGUUGUUGAUCUGUCUCUCAUGUCGCUGUGGAGGAAUUUAGCAAGUAUUGUGUUAUUUGUUCACUCAGGUUCCCUUUAUCUGAUAUUAGGUUUUGGUUGAAGAUCUGAUAACAUUCUGUAUAACAUUUUUGCAAAAGUAGAGAAAAUAUGCCCACCUCAUCCCCUCUUACACUGCCUCACUGUCCACCUCACCCCCCUCUCACCCUGCCUCACUGUCCACCUCACCCCCCUCUCACCCUGCCUCACUGUCCACCUCACCCCCUCUCACUGCCCACCUCCCCCUCUCUCACUGCCCACCUCCUCCCUCUCCCUCUGCCUCACUGCCCACCUCCCCCUCUCUCACUGCCCACCUCCUCCCUCUCUCCCUCUGCCUCACUGCCCACCUCCCCCUCUCUCACUGCCCACCUCCUCCCCUCUCUCCCUCUGCCUCACUGCCCACCUCCCCCUCUCUCACUGUCCACCUCCUCCCUCUCUCACCCUGCCUCACUGCCCACCUCCCCCUCUCUCACUGCCCACCUCCUCCCUCUCUCCCUCUGCCUCACUGCUCACCUCCCUCCCCCACCUCAAUGCCCACCCCACCCCUUCGCUCCCCCUGCCCAUCUCACCCCUUUCUAACCCCGCUCUCUCUGGAGGCUGGAGGGUUGCUAGGUGACCACAAGGUGUCAACCUGGCAUGUAGUGUCCUGCCUGUCUGACAGGUGAUCCAUCAUCUAAACAUUGAUAGUAGUGUCAGGGUUGGAGUCAACUCCAUCUAUUUCAUAAUGUGGACUGAAACGGAAUGCUCUCAUGAACAAGCCAACAUAACCCUUAAUUAUGACACUGUUAGGUCAUUUGGGGAUAUUAGCAAGCUAGGAGCAAUACAACCAUUAUUUGUAGUAUUUAUAAAGAAUUGUUUGGGCCUUUGGAUAGCCUUGACAUGAGGCACUUAACUGAUCACAAUAUGAGUUUUAAUCCGUGUUGGGGGGUAGUAAAUUACAUGUAGUUCAACUAGUAAUUUAACUACAUUAGCUUGUUGGCAGUUGAACUAAAUUUAAAUCUUGGUAGUGUUUUCAGUAGUUGAUUACUUUGUAGUGAUGUAGCUAACUGCUGGAACAACACACUACAUUUUUGCACCAAACAAAAAUAAAAUAUGUUUGAAGUAGGCCAUAUAUAUAUAUUUUUUUGCAUCAGACCUGCCUAAUUCUCAAUGGAAACACAGCUUUUGUGAUUAAUAGGCUAAAUGACACAUUCUGACACCAGAGUGAUCUAUCCUGCCAAUUUGUAGUCUAUGACAUUCCCAGCCUGGUCUCAUAGAUUAAACGUAAACAAGUAACGUAAAUCCGGGACACUCAAAUGAGUUUGAUAUGUUACAUUUGGUAUGGUUACAUGAGACAGAUGGUUACUAAAGGUAAAAAACAAAAGGAAGGCGAUUGGUCGGGGUGGAUGGAUGGGUGUAUAACGCAAACGUCUGGCAACCCAAAGGCGUGUUCGAUUCUCAUCACGGAUAACUUUAGCUAAUUCGCAACUUUUCAACUACUUUUUAGCUACUUAGCAUGGUAGGUAACCCUAACAUUAACCCUAACCUUACAUCUUUAACCUAACUCCUAACCUUAACCUUAACCCGAACAUUAACCCUAACCGUUAGCCAAGCUAACAUUAGCCAGCUAGCUAUUGUUAGCGUUAGCCACUUAGCUUAAAUUAACCACAACAAAUUGGAAUUCGUAACAUAUCAUACGUUUUGCUCAUUCGUAACGUAAAGUACAGAUUGUAAUUCGUAACAUAUCAUGCGAAAUGUGUGAUGGACAUCCCCCAAAUUAAUACAUACCAUACAAAAACGUAACAUAUCAUACAAAAUGGAGUGUAUUUAACAAGUUAUACGAAAUGCUCUGAGACCAGGUUAACAUUUCAGAUCAAGAUAUGAUCAUAAUUUUUCAAAGUAAGUAACGUUCAGUAAUCUAUAUUUUCCAUAAAGGUAGCUUUAGCGUAGCUUAAAUUCUUCCAAUGUGAAGCAUUUGGUAGCUUGGUAACAGUGGAGGCUGCUGAGAAUGGCUCAUGAUAAUGGCUGGAACGGAGCCAAUUAAAACCAUGUGUUUGAUGUGUUUUAUACCAUUCCACUGAUUCCGGUUCAGUUAUUAUCAUAAACCAUGUGUUUGAUGUGUUUUAUACCGUUCCACUGAUUCCGGUUCAGUUAUUAUCAUAAACCAUGUGUUUGAUGUGUUUUAUACCGUUCCACUGAUUCCGGUUCAGUUAUUAUCAUAAACCACGUGUUUGAUGUGUUUUAUACCGUUCCACUGAUUCCGGUUCAGUUAUUAUCAUAAACCAUGUGUUUGAUGUGUUUUAUACCAUUCCACUGAUUCCGGUUCAGUUAUUAUCAUAAACCAUGUGUUUGAUGUGUUUUAUACCAUUCCACUGAUUCCGGUUCAGUUAUUAUCAUAAACCAUGUGUUUGAUGUGUUUUAUACCGUUCCACUGAUUCCGGUUCAGUUAUUAUCAUAAACCAUGUGUUUGAUGUGUUUUAUACCAUUCCACUGAUUCCGGUUCAGUUAUUAUCAUAAACCAUGUGUUUGAUGUGUUUUAUACCAUUCCACUGAUUCCGGUUCAGUUAUUAUCAUAAACCAUGUGUUUGAUGUGUUUUAUACCAUUCCACUGAUUCCGGUUCAGUUAUUAUCAUAAACCAUGUGUUUGAUGUGUUUUAUACCGUUCCACUGAUUCCGGUUCAGUUAUUAUCAUAAACCAUGUGUUUGAUGUGUUUUAUACCAUUCCACUGAUUCCGGUUCAGUUAUUAUCAUAAACCAUGUGUUUUAUACCAUUCCACUGAUUCCGGUUCAGUUAUUAUCAUAAACCAUGUGUUUGAUGUGUUUUAUACCAUUCCACUGAUUCCGGUUCAGUUAUUAUCAUAAACCAUGUGUUUUAUACCAUU
This is a messenger RNA of Oncorhynchus nerka (sockeye salmon), 7714 nucleotides long. RefSeq names its product selectin P (gene selp). Bases 107 to 3346 code for a protein of 1079 amino acids. Gene Ontology annotation, biological process: cell adhesion. The transcript has 20 exons. The record is from RefSeq and is a predicted model, not a curated record. Gene Ontology annotation, cellular component: membrane. NCBI's taxonomy places the organism in Eukaryota, Metazoa, Chordata, Actinopteri, Salmoniformes, Salmonidae.